Molecule: messenger RNA, 4964 nt
Organism: Chilo suppressalis (striped riceborer)
Lineage: Eukaryota; Metazoa; Arthropoda; Insecta; Lepidoptera; Crambidae
Source: the annotation of a GenBank genome assembly
UCCUAAGUUCUCAAUACAAUUUAUUCUAAAAUCAAGUCAAUCUACACUCAACACGGUUUGUUUUUCCACGAAGGUGGUUUGGCGUGGUCGUAGAUAGUCCCUAGUACCAUCAGGACUCCAGUGUAGCACAAGAUUAUAGUGGUAGCGUACAGUAUGCGAUCACAGAAACCAGCCUUCAGCCAUAUCGGUCUACCAUCUUCACACUGAAACUCUGCCUGUAGUUUUUUCAUUUUGAUCAAAGACCGUGGCUCGCACAAAGCCUUUGUAGUGCAAAUUCCUCGAACGAACAACGGUCUUAUGGUAGAAUUCAGUAAAGACAUCCUGAGUUUGAAGCAAGAUAUAAUUUUCGGAAGAUCGAAUAUCACGUUACGAUUUAAAAAAAACAACUCCGCGUCGAAAUGAUUUUGCUGUCAGCUGUCGAAUUACAUUAUUAUUGACAGACAGCGAGACAGCCAGUUCGAAAUUGAUUUCAAGAUCGUGUCCAAGGAAGUUAUAGUGAUCAUACCAUGCUCUAAGACUCAUUUAUCUAAGUUAUAAUUUUAAUAUUCCCAAAUUUUUUUUUCCAAAAUACUAAGUAAGAAGUGGUAAGAAUAUAAAUGAUUAGAAAUCACUUAACCUUAUUAUGUUUUAAAUAAUUUAUUUUAAUUAGGACCAUAAAAUACUGUUGUUUUAUUUUGCCGAAAAAUCUCCUGAUUUCUCCCAAUUACCGGAUUUUAAAAUUUUUCAGCACUGAUUUAUAGAAAAUUUAAACAGAAUAUUUAGUAUAAGGAUAACAUAAAUAUUUUAGUAAGUGCAAAUAUUUUUAUUUUUAUUGAUUUGUGUACUGCUUAGAUUGUAAUUACAUUAAAAUGUAACUUAAAGAAUUAUAGCGUUUAUACCAAAUAUUUGAGAAUAUAAAAAAAUAUUUGUUUCUUAGGUUUUCACGCACAUCACUCAUUAAAUAAAACUAGUUUUUACUAUAAAAAAAACUAAUGUAAUUUUAUGUAUUGCAAUUCUUGCUCGUUUUAAAAUAUUUUGUAACUCACAAUAUAUCCGACUGGAGGACUCUGUAUCCAGGUCAUGAAUACAUUAUAAAAUGAUUUUUGCGUGGAGUUUUUGGCGGGAUUUCAUCGAGUGCGGUUGGCGUCUUAUUUUAAUUAUUCUUAAAUUCGUUCAUAGUGGAUAUUGUGAAAUAAAAUUUGUGUGUUUUUGUGUUACAAUAGUCUGCGCAACUAAAGAAUUAGUGGAAUCUUUAAAAUAUACACUAUACUGGUCAAGUGGGGUUGAGAACUUUAUUGUAGUGUUUACUACCUCACAGAAGCUUAUCGAAAAAGCCAACUCGAUACAUUUCGUGCCAAACAGUCAAAGAAACAUUAGAAUGCGUCACAUCGACAUAGGCUGUAUGAGUAUUGUUCCCUUUGCCUUCCCUAAAACGAGAGAAACUUAAAAAAAAGUGUGCGUUCGUUUUAGACAUGGGCGUUUUUGGUUUUGAACGCAAACGGAUAUUUAUCGGAUUUCAGAUUUCAAAAUCGAUUUUAAAAUCCGUUUUUAGAUAUUCGAUUUCAGAUGUGCCGAACUUAGCCAAUUCACUGGUUUGUGUUAUGAUUUGGUUUUAUUAGCUAACGACAAUCACAAACAAUUAAUUGUACGAAGCAAUGAUACUCGUAGAUUUGCGCGAUUUUCCUUUAUGCUUUAAAUCUAGGCUUAGGCAAGAGUAUAUAUUCUGUGGCUUAGGACUAGCAGAAAAGUUAUCUUUACGGAUAAAAGUAAAACUUUUGCGGCGCAUUUAAAAAUCGGCUUAUAUACAAUGAUUUCUUUUUACAUAUUUUUUUAGUAUUUUUUUUUGUUUUUCUGUUUGUUUUUAUUAUUUUUCAAACCAUUUACAAAAUCAAACCUAAUUACUUCAGGUUAGCGUUCAAAAAAAUGUUAGUUGCUCGACUUUUGAUGUUUUUAGACGACAUCUUUUUCAGUAAUAAAUAAUCCCGCCUUAGAGAAGAACAAUAGAUUUCCGUAAACAGCAAACCGAAAUCGGACUUCCGAGCACGAAAUCGGACUUCAGAAAACGAAAGCACGAAUUUCGAAUCCGAUUUACAUUUGGAUACUUGUGGUGGUAUUAAAUCGCUAGCGUUUUGGUUCGGUUAGAUUUCUGAAAUCGGAUUUUCUUGUUGAGAAAUCGUUCGGUAUCGAUUUGUGUUUGAAAUCGGAUUUUGGAUUCGUUUUGACAUAUCGGACGCAUGCCUAGUUCGUUUACUUUAUUCGAUGUUUACGAAUAACUCGCAUUCUUUUCCAGUUUUGUGUAAUUUUGUAUUGUAUUUAUGUUAUUUAUUGUCUAGAUAAUACAUCAAAUAAUUAACUAAGUAUGGAUUCAUCGGAUUCGGAAGACGACUGCUACGGAAACGUAGCGCAAAAGCUACAAGCAAUGAAGAACAAAUACACAGAAGAUAAGAUAGACACUACGAAUCUUCUUAACGAAUCUGCUGAAUUGGACGAGCUCCUGAGCAAAUACGCUAGAACCCCAUCGGAGACAGCUCCAACGGCAUCUUCAGAGGUAAUUGCUUGUGGUGAAGUAAGCGUCGACAAUGAUUCCGAAGAUGUUUUGAUUGAUACUUUGUUAGCUUCGUCUUCGAAAAGAACGACUCGUGCUGCCGCCAAAAGGAACUCCUCAAAUGUCAGUAUAGCAGAAGAGGCUCCGAAAAAGCAAUCACGGAGAAAAACCGUCAAUUCCAAUGUAGUUACUAAUGCUAAUGUUGUAAAUACGGAACAGUGUAAUAAUCAAAGCAAUCGCGGAAGAGGAAGAGGUAAGAGCAGAGGCAGGAAUAGGAGAAGUAGAGGAAUGUGGUUGCCUACCAAUCCCACAAACCGAACUAGUUCUAUCUCGUACGACUUACCAAUAUACAGUGUAGGUAACACACACGAAUACCCUGACCAGUCAGACAGUCAAGCAUUAUUCAGCACAAGCUCAAAGUGCAGUGACGUUGUCUUAAUCGAGGAUGACGAACUGGACGAAAAUGAAGAAAUGUCUGUGAAAGUUUACUGGCAAAGUUCGGAAUACUUCAAGUUCAUGAUAAGACGCUUUCAGAAGUUAACUCAGAUAUUUGAUUACUUCUCUAAGAAAGAGGGUGUGAGCAACGAACAACUAUUUUUUACUUUCAAAGAUAGGAUAUUGAAGCCUGACGAUACACCAGAUUCUAUUGACUACAAUAUAGCAAAGUUUAUAGACGGCGGAAUCAUCAAACAGAGUGUAUCAAAAUUAUUGGUUAAUAAAAAUACUAAGAGCAAUUUAAAAACAGAUGGUAUAAGAAUUAAAUUCCAGUGCCAAAAUGUUAAAAAACUUUUUGAGACUGUGGUCGGUAUGGAUGAGAAAUUAUCUAUAGCUAUGAUGAAAUGUACCGAGUAUCUAGAAACAACGAUAGACAGAUUGAAAUUUGAAUUUGAUGGUGAUCCUAUAUCUGGUAAAAAUACUCCAAAUGAAUUAAAUCUGCAAGAGGAUGAGUGUAUUGAUGUUAAAAUUAAAUAACAAAGAAAAUUAUUUCUUAUAUUGCGACUUUUAUUUAUUAAUAGUUAUUAUUAGCCAUUUUACACCAAAACGCAACGCGCGCGGAAUCGACAGACGGAAACUGAUAAGCUCAACUCGAGUUGUCAACAACAUGUUGUUGUAACUUUUGUAAGUUAGUGUUAAGCUUGCAGUUGGAACGAAUAAACGUCUCCAUUAAAAAUAAAUUGUAUUUUUAAAAAAUCCUUCGGCUCGCCCAUGUCUUAACUAGGUAUAGUAUGUACAUAAACAAAAAUAAUCACUAACACUACAAACAUAAAAUGGAUUUAUAACAAAACAAUGAAAUGUUUUCAACCGUAAACAAUCGUUGUUUAUGGCUGUUCAGCUGUUAUCAGGACAACCGCCUUUACAUCUGAUUGUAUAGGUAGGCCGUAUUUGUGAAAAUAAAGAAACUACUUACUUUAAAUCGCAUGACAAAACGAUUAUUUGAUCAAGAAGCUGAUAAGUUUUAGAACAAAAUAUAUAUUAUAUUUAACAAAAUGUUACUGGCCAGCAUUAAAUUACUUCGAUUGCAGCCGAAAGAGUUCGAACCUAUCUCUAUACUAAAAUUCAUCAUAUUAAAUUCAAGAAUUGGGGUGUGUGAAAAACAGAUUUAAUUGAAAUCGUAACAAAGUUGGUACCACACUAAAAUUAUAAAGGCGAAAGUUUGUGAGUGUGUAUGUUUAUUACUUCUUCACGUCUAAACGGCUAAAGCGAUUUUAAUAUGGUAUAGAGUUAGCUGACACCCCUGGAUUAUCACAAAGGCUGUAAAUAUAGACUUGUUUUAGUGACGUAUGUGUUUUGUGUGAAUUAGUAUCGUUUACACGAGUCCGAAAUGUCAUUGUCAAAUGUGUACUGAUUUUUAGUUCUUGUUACGUACUUUGUGCCGCUGCUGUUCAAAGGAGAAUGGUCAUUUUACUUUGGGAGUUGGGCUAAGUUUUUUUCAUUGCGUCUUAUUGGAAUAAGUGUACAACAAUAGGGAAUCAGGUGUAUAUUGCGUAGGAAAAAUAUCAUUAGAAACUUAAGUAGUGGUUUAAAGAAAAUAUUAAAUUACGUAAGCAUUUUAAGGUUAUGUCAUAUUUAGAUUCGAUUAAAUUCGAUAUUUAUACCAUACUUAAUUAUUACUAGGUAUACUACUUUAAACUGUAUUUAAUUAGGUUGUGACCUUUUGUCUUCUAUUUUGGACUGGGAGUGAAACAAAAAUUGAAUGCACUUCGUAAAAUCUUAUCAACGGGCAGCGUAUAUUUGUUAACUGUUGCGUUGGUGAGCUGCUAUCUAUCUCUAUUUAUUCCAAACAUCUCAGAUUCAAUAAAUGUGGCGUUGUUGAGGUGCGGUUAUAUUAGUGCUAUUUAUACUUAUUCUCUUUACGCUCAAGCUGCACCUUUGAUGCUCUGUUAACCCAACAAUGGAUAUAAUAUUAUUUAAGGUUUAGGAAUCAAAAAUAAAUAAGACG